Molecule: messenger RNA, 469 nt
Organism: Paramecium sonneborni
Lineage: Eukaryota; Ciliophora; Oligohymenophorea; Peniculida; Parameciidae
Source: the annotation of a GenBank genome assembly
AUUCAUAAUUAUAAACUAACUUUUGAUACUUUUGAUUGCCAGAGAGAACCUUUAGCAUCAAGAGAUUUUGAAAUUGAAUAUAAAAACUUUUAUAUAUCUUAGAUUCUUAUGGAAGCUUAUUAUGAAUUAUCAAAUAGAAUUAAACUUAAUCAUAUGGAAAAGUGUUAUUUUUGAUACAGAAAUAAUUGCUUUGGAUUCUUAUAGAAAAUUGAUGAGCAUUUCAAAAUAUAGGCAUUUGCUAUUCAUGGUUUUUAUGAGGAAGUUCCUGAUCUUUAAAUUAGAGAUGCUUGUAUAUGGAUAUGGAGAGGAGAGGAAAUAAGAUCCCUUACUAUUUUAUAUAUAGAAAGAUCAUCGAACUUUUGACUAUUUAUAAUUGAAUAAACUUAAUGUGGCAAAACCAAAAGACAAAGCAUUAUUUGAAGAAUACUAUUUAAAUAAGACUGAAGAUAAACCUAAGUUUAAGGAAUGA